UCAGCAGACGCAGGUUCACGUUCGGAAGAAAAACAGAGGCCACGGCGCAGUGCAUUGAGCAACCCAACCUGCGGACAGAAAAUAAGUCACUGCAGUAGCGCACGACCCGACCGAUUAUAACUGCUGCUGCUGCCACACACGAACCUUGUUUUCCGCUGUCGCUUUACCUCACUUUGCACAAAGAAAGGGUCGGUCAUCAGCACUGCAUCGGGAUCGCCGGCAAAAGGCUGCAAACUGCCUGUCAUGCUGAGAAUCGUCAACCGUUCCAAGGAUAGGGGUGGUAACGGGACCAGGGGCCUCUACACCUCGGCGCCACCCAUGUCCACGCACGGUCUCCCCCCCUCCGCUGUAGAACCGGGUCCUCCCCUGGACAAGACGAUUCUUGGUCUUGUUCAUAAUGAGCCCUUCCCCGCUGUCCCUUCGGACGGACGCCACGCCUACGCCAGUCGUCCACUCCCUCACCCACCACCAAGAGUCAAGCUCUCUGUAAUGCCUCCUCUAUCGAGUAUUUCUUCAGGCAAGGCCAGCGCCACCACCACCACCACCACCACCACCACCACACUCCGCCCAGACUUUGCGACCAUGGACUCGAGGAUAUCAAGGGACGACAUGUUCUUGAGGCCCGCGACGGGAAGGGCUGCUAUCGACCCCAGGAGGAUAUCUAGGGACGACUCAUAUUUGGUCGGCCGCCAGCAGAGUGCCUGGAGGCCAGGUUUUCACAUUCCAAAUAGGGGCCAGUUGACACCAGACAUAAGCUCGAGGGGCGCCUCGCCACCAAGCUUUGCGCCCCCUUUUCGUCGACGGGAGACACCAGAAUCGUUGCGAUCCGCCGAGAUCCCGAUAGGCAUAGGCAUGCCCAUAGGCAUGGCUAUAGGAAGCCCGACGCAGGGACACUCGCCGCCCAACUUUGUCAACAGCUGGCGGCCACAGGUACCUCAGGUGCAGGAGGUUGUCCGACCAGAGCCGGAGCCGAGGCUGCCACCACCGCAACCUGAGCCGGAGCCGGAACCGGCGCCGGUCAAGCGAACCAAGACAGGAAGGCGAAGACUAUUCGGGCUAUUCGGAAGAAAGCAUGUAGAGGAGCCUACGAUCCCUCUGCCCUCGCAAAAUUCCUCCUAUUCGGACAUUAGGUCUGCCUCUUCUUUGCAGAGUCAGCGGUCACCGUCCACUCCAAUGAGGAGUAACACAUCGGCUGGUUCCAACGCCUCAAAAUACAAGCCCCUCAUCGCCAGGACCAAUACCGAGCCCAUGAAUUCCACCCCCAGGAGCCCACGACGAAAAAUCAGCAAUCCCAUCCCAAUCGCCAACUCGAUCGAUACAGAGCAUCCUUACCAGCCCCAUACUAUGGCACAGGUUCCGAGGCAAGAGGUUCUGCGGCCAGAGAUUUCAAGGCCAGAAAUUUCGAGGCCUGUGAACCCGCCACCACCUAUCCCCAUUACUAACACAGGCGGCCCGUUUUUGAACGUGGAGAUUCCGGAUGUCAAGAUGGAGAGAUAUAGCGUAAUGUUUAGUGGUCUGUUGAAUCCUCAGAGCUCGUCAUCUCUCCUCGCAAGGCGACAGGCAACUCUUGACCGACUCAAGAGCAUAAACGACUGUAUCAUCAAGGAGGAGGAAGAGAGGAUGAGACCAGCACCACAACGCGCCGCCACAUCCCCCCAGCCGAUUCCGACAAAGUCGCCCGCCUUUACUCUCUUCCCACCUACUCCUGACUCUCGAUUCGAAUCUUCUCGAUCCCCGUCGUCGCCUAGGAACCGCUCGAACACGUCACCUGCGGCGGUAUCUUCACCCGCAAGACCGCGUUUUGGCUCUGGCUCUGAUGCUGAGAAUGCGGCACACAGCAGAGGCCAGGCAUCACACAAAACCAGCCAUUCGGCAGGAUCGUCCAGGUACCUGCACCCGAGCGCUAGGGACAAGGCCGUGCACUUUGGACAGGGCCAGUCCAGCCUUUACUUGGAAUCCCCCACCAGUCCGGUCUCCGACUAUGAGCGUGACCAGCGAACAACCGUGCAGCAACUGAAGCCGACGAUAGCAGAGCCGCACUGGCAGUUGGUUACUCCGCCAAGCUCGGCCGCCACCUCUUCGAGUACCGCAAGCAGCACCCGCAAGCGAUCUCCAUCAUCCACAUCCUCCGUAGCCACCAACGUUACGAGGCCUUCUGUCGAUGACGAGUCCGACAAUGCGCUCAAGGCUGCGGUGGAGAUCUCAAUCGCGAGACAAAUCAGUAUCUCGCGCCAGCAGCGGCAAAUGCUGAGGCCUCUGCAGACCAGCGUCGUGCGGGACCGGAAUGGGAUGACGGCUACCGGCGCCAGGGCUGGCAGGCCAGUGCCUUCGCCCGCAAAAGUGAGCCCAGUCAAGCUGGGUAAGAAUGAACGUCUGCAGGAGACCAAGUCGUCCACACCGACCCUCAUUCAUCCACCCAGGCAGCAUCUAUCGGCCGAGCAGUUGAUGAUGCACCGGAAGAGUGAGCAGGUCAUUUUGGAGGCUGCCUAGACCUUGUAAUCCUGCCCCGUAGGGCGGAUAAUCUUCUUACUUCUUUCACUCCUUUGGCACCUCUUCUACUAUACCCCCGCCUUUGGAUAUCUGGUCCCGACUCGGGUUGAACGAUACAGAUU
Molecule: messenger RNA, 2612 nt
Organism: Pyricularia oryzae 70-15
Lineage: Eukaryota; Fungi; Ascomycota; Sordariomycetes; Magnaporthales; Pyriculariaceae
Exons: 1
Coding region: 244-2490 (748 amino acids)
Source: RefSeq, a predicted model, not a curated record